Tripterygium wilfordii is the source of this 1348-nucleotide messenger RNA. RefSeq names its product tobamovirus multiplication protein 2A. The record is from RefSeq and is a predicted model, not a curated record. The transcript has 7 exons. Gene Ontology annotation, cellular component: membrane. Lineage: Eukaryota; Viridiplantae; Streptophyta; Magnoliopsida; Celastrales; Celastraceae. The coding region runs from base 179 to 1021 and encodes 280 amino acids.
AAAUUUGUCAUUAAAAAUACACACGAAUUGCCAAUCGUCCUUCAGACUUCAGAGCGGAGCCAGAUGAGGAAAGCUGUCCUCCAUUUUUGAAAUCAUCUUCUUCUCUCUUGAUUUUUCGAGAAAAUUAAAAUAGAGGCGCUCGCAAUUUUCGAUAACUGGAUUGAAAGAAUCAUAGAGGAUGGCUUGUAGAGGGUGCUUGGAGUGCCUUUUGAAGCUCCUGAACUUUUUGUUGACCCUUGUGGGUUUAGCCAUGGUUGGUUAUGGGAUCUACUUGUUUGUUGAGUUCAAGAGAGCCAGUGAUGAUGCUGGUGGAGUUUCGCCUGUGAGCUAUGAUCAGGAUUUAGUGCAGAUUGGUCGGCCCAUGCUUAUGGCUGUGUCCUUGUCAGCUAAUAUUUUUGACAACUUGCCUAAAGCCUGGUUCAUAUACUUAUUUAUUGGUGUCGGAGCAGUUCUCUUUGUCAUUUCUUGUUUUGGGUGUAUUGGAGCUGUAUCACGAAAUGGAUGCUGCUUGACAUGUUAUUCGGUAUUGGUCAUAUUACUAAUAUUGGUGGAGCUUGGAUGUGCAGCUUUUAUUUUCUUUGACAAGAGCUGGAAAGAAGAUCUUCCAACGGACAAAACUGGAUAUUUUGACAUGAUAUAUGAUUUCCUGAGAAAAAACUGGAAAAUUGUGAAGUGGGUCGCUCUUGGGGUUGUAAUUUUGGAGGCUUUGAUUUUCUUGUUAGCGCUUAUGGUAAGGGCAGCAAAUAGGCCAGCAGAGUACGACAGUGACGAUGAACUCAUUGCCCCGAGACAACAAAUCCGGCAACCCUUGAUCAACAGGUCAGCAGCGCCUGCAACUGGUGUACCUGUUGCUGGAACUGUUGACCAGCGUCCGAGCAGAAAUGAUGCUUGGAGUGCACGGAUGAGGGAAAAGUAUGGGCUUGAUACUUCAGAGUUCACAUACAACCCAUCAGAGUCACACAGGUUCCAGCAAGUGGCAACACAGCCAGCAGAGGAAAGGAGCCGUUGCACCAUCAUGUGACAAGAAGCAGUGUUUUGCUGAACCAUGUGUGGACAGAUUGCCUGCACAAUAGUGUGAUAGCUUCUAGUAUAUUCUCAGAAGACGAUGGUUUUGCAUCAUGUUGAGCUUGUGUACAAAACACAUUUUUCAGGAUCUUUACUUGUUUCUCACCAUACCUCCUCCUUAUAAGAACAAACCUUCCAAGCAAUUCCAUUUUGUGUGAAAUCCUGCUGUAAUAUUAGGCGGCUCUGGUGGAUUUUCUAGUGAGCUUAAGCAUACAUUUUUUGGCAAGUUUGUGCAGAUGUCCUGAUGUGUUGUCAUGGCAAACUGUGUUGCUCCUGUUAGGUU